CGUGAGAGAGGGGAUGUAAGAUAAAAAAAGAAGAGGGGGGGGGGGUAAGGGCAUCUGAAAAAAAUUUUUAUUGAGUGAAGGAUUUAAAAACGUGGGAGAGGGGAGGUUGUAAGGCAAAAAAAAAGAAGAGAGAGGAGAAGAUUGGUGAAGGGAGGUGUUGUAAGGACGUCGAAAGAAUUUUUUUAUUGAGGGGAGGAUUUAAAAAUUUGGGGGGGUAGGGAGGUUGUAAGAUAAAGAAAAGAAGAGAGAGGAAGAGUGGUGAAUGGAGGUUGUAAGGGCGUCUGAAAAAAUUUUUUUAUAGAGGGAAGAAUUUAAAAAUUUGGGGGAGGGGAGGUUGUAAGAUAAAGAAAAGAAGAGAGAGGAGAAGAGUGGUGAAGGGAGGUUGUAAGGGCGUCUGAAAAAAAAUUUUUUUUGAGGGAAGGAUUUAAAAAUGAAAAAUCCUCUCCCUCCUUCCAUUCAUUUUCCCUCAUUCAUUAAAAAAUUAUUUUUGAAUUCUUACUACUAAAGAGAAAAGAGAAGAGUCGCUUAUAAAAAAUUUCCAAAUGAAAAUAAAAAUAUUUAUUUUCCUUUGGAUAUUGUUUAUAUCCUUUGAUAAUUCAACUGUUUCUACAAGCAAAGUGGAAAAGAUAAAAAUUGAAAAAGGAAAUAAAGAAUUGAAAAAUUUUGAAAAAAAUAAAAGCACCAUAGAAGGGCUUAUUGAAAAAUUUGGAGAUUUGAUAAACGUGGAAAAAAAAGAGAAAAGGGAGGCGGAAAAGCAAGCUGCCGAACUUAGGAAAAAAUGGGAGGAAUUAGGAAUCUCGUUAAAUGGAAAAUUAAAAGAAGGAAAAGUGGAAAAGGAUGAAGAUUUUCAAAAAGCAGUUAAUCAUUUUGGUGAAUUCCAACAGCAAUUUUUAAGUGUUAAAAAAGUAAAAAACAUUUAUUCUCUAAAUGACAAUGUUUACGAUGCUUGGAUUAAAACUGUGGGAGAUCAUUUAACUAGUUUGUUUGAUUUUAUGCCUAUACAUAGUGAUCGAGUUAUAAAAGAAAAUGAUCAAGUGAGUAAAUGGGAGGUGGAUGAUGAUAAUACAUGGAAGAAGAAUUUGUGGGGAAAAGAAACAAUAGAAAAGAUGGAAGAGCUAUUCGAUGACGUUUCAUCUGCGGAAGGUCCAGACUCAAAAAAUCUAAGUUCAAAAGGUCCAUCCAAACUCGACAAACUUGAUGAUUUUAUCGUUUAUUUAAAUCAACAUAUCUGUGGGGAAACAAUGUUGGCAGAAUUAAAAGAUAAAAAGGAACGUUUUGGAGGACUAAUAUUAGCAAAAGGAGAUGAUAAACCGAAAUUCAUUACAAUUGGAACUGAACGGGCACAAGAAGAUUUUACAAUGUCAAGUAAUGCAGCAAUAGAGGGUUUAUUGAAAUUUAGAGAAAACGCUGAUAAAAUUUUGAUAGAAAUUGUUUUGUUAUUAAAAAAUUAUUCUUUUAAUUCUGCGAAGGAUUUUGAGUCCUUAAAAGAAAAUUUUGAAAAAUUGGCAGAAAGGGGGGCAAAUAAAUACUAUGCCGUAGAAAAUGAUUUUGAAAUUUUUAAAAAUGGGCUGAUAAAAAAAUUUGGAGACGAGUUUGGGAUAAUUUUGAAGUGUUAUCAAAUAUUUAAAAGUGUUGGGUUUAAUGAAAAUGCGGGGAAAAAGGAAAGAGAAAAGAAGAAAAAAGAGAUUGAAGGUUUUGAUAAAGGGUUAUAUAAAACCUGUAGAAAUAAAUUUGCUAAAUUACCCGCAGAAUUUGAUAUUAAAAAUAUUAAAAAGUUUGAGAAAAAAGGAUUAGAAACUGAUUUGGAAAAAUUAAAAGAAUUGAGUGAAUAUAGGUUUGUUUAA
This is a messenger RNA of Meloidogyne enterolobii, 1844 nucleotides long. The record is from the annotation of a GenBank genome assembly. Lineage: Eukaryota; Metazoa; Nematoda; Chromadorea; Rhabditida; Meloidogynidae.